CUGAGCUGUAACAAGGGAAAUUAGAGCCGCUGAGUAUACUCAAGAUAAAAGAUGGCAGGAAACUUCAAAAGAUUAUUUAAUUUUCUAGUACUUUUUUCUUUUGUUAGUGUCGCAUGUUUUGUGCUGGUUUUAUUCUACUCCAGAAGAAGCUUUGUGGUUAUUGUUUCUGAAAAACAUAUUUUGACACUGGGAAACAAAACAUUUUCAGGGAUGGUAAAGGAGCAAGUCGCGAAGCUGUUGGAGAGGAGGAUCAAAGCCUCAAACAAAAGCAGUGAGAUGGCACCGACACCAUCUGCUGUCAGCUUAACUUUGGGCCCCUGCCCUGAAAACCCCCCAGAUCUCAUAGGUCCACUCCUCGUUGAGUUUGAUUUCGGAAGGACUUGGGAACAUGUGAGAAAGGAAGUCAGUCCUUUGCUUCAAAAAGGAGGAAGGUUCAAGCCAAAAGACUGUGUUGCAAAGCAGAAGGUGGCAAUCAUCAUCCCAUUCCGGAAUCGGCACGAGCAUUUGAAGCACUGGCUUUAUUACUUGCAUCCUAUACUGAAGCGACAGCUUGUGGACUACGGAGUCUAUGUCAUCAACCAAGAUGGAGAGGGAGUCUUCAAUCGGGCUAAACUGAUGAAUGCAGGAUAUGUCGAAGCGCUCAAGGAAUAUGAUUAUGACUGCUUCCUCUUCUCUGACGUAGAUCUGGUUCCCCUAAAUGACCGUAACCUCUACAGAUGUUUUGACAAUCCACGACACUUGGCUAUAGGCAUGGACAAAUUUAAUUUCGACUUACCCUAUAAGACCUUCUUUGGUGGGGUCGCUUCAUUGUACAAACAUCAGUACUUGAAAAUUAAUGGGUUCCCAAACACCUACUGGGGUUGGGGUGGUGAGGACGAUGAUAUCUACAAGCGAAUAGUCUUACGUGGAAUGCAGGUUUCUCGACCUGACUUACUGACGGGCAGGUACAGGAUGAUCAAACAUCAAAGAGACGCGCACAAUGACCCAAAUCCAAAGAAUCCUGAUAAACUGUUUCAAACACAUUGGACCAUGAAUGCGGAUGGCAUCAAUUCCCUCAAAUACACAGUAAAGAACAUUGAGAAGGAUAUCUUGUACACUUUUAUCACUGUAGAUAUCGGCUCUCCUGAAUGAUCUGCCUGAAUGCAAUUUAACUCUCUUGCGUGGCCAGUGAUUCAUUGGUGUUUUGAUCUCAGAACUGAACGAGUGACUUAUGCUCUUAAAAUCUCUGUGAAUCCAAUUUGCCCUAAAAUAAAUAAAUAAAUAAUUAAUUUAGGUAUCCACUCCAACAAAAGGAAAAUGUUGAAAUUCUGAAUAUUCAAGCAACUCAUUUUUUUCAUUUUUUUUUUUGCUGCACUGGGACAAACAGGGAAAUUCCAGUGCUUGUUUCUACUUUAUUUUUUUUGAACUCUGCAAAGUAUAAGCAAUUAUAAGUGAUGAUUUCAUCUGUUUUGCAAACAGCAAAUAACAAGAAGUAUAAUGUCUUCUGGCUGGGUUUGAUCAGCUGUUAAGUAACCUACCAGUUUAGAUUAGAUUAGAUGAAACUUUAUUAAUCCCUCGGGUGGGAUCCUCUGGGAAAUUUAGUUACCAGUAGCACAGCACCAACAGAAGUUGCAUGUUACAGAUACAAUAAGGGGAAUGAGAGUAAGGAUAUAAGCAUAAAUAUACCAUAUAUAUACAUAUACAUAUAUUUUAAAAAGUGUGUUAUAACUGUGUGCUAUAUCUAAGAGGUAGAAAGUAAAGUAACUAAAGGAAGGUGAAAAAAAGGUUUAAAUUUAAUGCUUAAGAACCUACCAACGAGCAUGAUAAAUGGGACACUAUUGUAUAUUAGAUAUUCUUAGAGAAGAUAAGAACAUUAAAACUGCUGUCUCAGAUGAAUGAAUGAAUGGCUUCAUUUUUAAGCCUCAGGAGUUGCCAUUUGGCACCAACAGAGGCAGCCACGGCCACUGUGUCUGCUCAAUGUUUGUGCUAAUAGUGUCUAUUUAGAGCAUUUGGAUUUCAAUUACUUCACAAGUGAGACUGUAUACUAUGGAGUUUAUUUUCAUCAUAAAAUGAAAUGACAGAUGGUAAAGUCAGAAUUUCAAUUCAUAAACAACAUAAAAGCAUGGAUCCAUUUGACCUUGUGUCAACUUUUCAGGCAGCUAGUGGUGGUGCAAUGGUGUGGGAUAUUUUCUUAGCACACUUAGAGACAAGAAAAACUUCGGCAAUAUUUUUUACAUAUUUUUUCUCUAAUAUUUUUAUCGGGGAAAACAAUUAUCAUUUAAUCACAAUAGCCUACCUGAGUGUUAUAGCUGAGCACGUUCCUCCCAUUUCCCAGAAAGAUAGCACACCAUGUCACACAGUUCAGAUUCUGUCUAACCAGUUUU
This is a messenger RNA of Maylandia zebra (zebra mbuna), 2363 nucleotides long. Its product is annotated as beta-1,4-galactosyltransferase 1. Gene Ontology annotation, biological process: carbohydrate metabolic process; protein N-linked glycosylation. The record is from RefSeq and is a predicted model, not a curated record. Gene Ontology annotation, molecular function: cytoskeletal protein binding; beta-N-acetylglucosaminylglycopeptide beta-1,4-galactosyltransferase activity. Lineage: Eukaryota; Metazoa; Chordata; Actinopteri; Cichliformes; Cichlidae. Gene Ontology annotation, cellular component: Golgi apparatus.